Molecule: messenger RNA, 1624 nt
Organism: Eleginops maclovinus (Patagonian blennie)
Lineage: Eukaryota; Metazoa; Chordata; Actinopteri; Perciformes; Eleginopidae
Gene: npy2rl
Product: neuropeptide Y receptor Y2, like
Exons: 6
Coding region: 413-1624 (403 amino acids)
Biological process (GO): G protein-coupled receptor signaling pathway
Cellular component (GO): plasma membrane; neuron projection
Molecular function (GO): neuropeptide binding; neuropeptide Y receptor activity
Source: RefSeq, a predicted model, not a curated record
CGCAGACAGCCGGAGAGGAAGCACGUCGGUCCCGCUGUAGAUCCAGGUUUUCCCCCUCUUAUUUCCCGGUGUUCAUGCGUCUUUUAACCCGGAACACAGAGCCGAAUUCCCCGCCUUGUUCUGCGGAUCUAGACUGACCCACAUGUGGAUGUCAGGAACCCUCUGAAGCGGAAUUGUGGGAAAUUUCUCCUGAAAACCGAGAAAACGUGAAGGAGGACUGGUGGGGUUGUUUUUUUAAAUUUUCUGCGGGGAUCCAGAGGAUGGGGAUUUAAGCACGCGAACUGCAGACACUGCGCACGCACGUCAGAUACCGAGGCCCGGUGUGUGUGUGUGCGUGUGUGUGUGUGUGUGUGUGUGUGUGUGUGUGUGUGUGUGUGAGAUGGCGUCGCCGCUUGCACACGAAUGAUCGGACAUGGAGGACGCCAACGACACGGCCCCGUUUUGGGCGACGACCUGGUCCUUCCCUUUAUGUGACCCCAGUAACUUUGAUUACCCCGACAAAAACCCCCUCAAAGACCCCGGCAUCGACCCCAGCGUCGGCGGUGACACCCUGAUGGGGGUCCAUUUCCAAGAGGACCCCAUUAAACUGCCCAGUGUCCAGGUAGUGUUGAUCCUGGCUUACAGCACCAUCAUAGUGCUGGGGGUUCUGGGUAAUUCUCUGGUGAUCUACGUCAUCUACCGCUUCAAGACGCUGCGCACCGUCACCAACUUCUUCAUCGCCAACCUCGCUGUGGCGGACCUGCUGGUGAACACGCUGUGUCUUCCCUUCACGCUCGUCUACACGCUGCAGGGCGAGUGGAAGUUCGGCGGCGCGCUCUGCUUCCUGCUGCCGUACGCUCAGGGCCUCGCCGUGCACGUGUCCACCGUCACACUCAACGUCAUCGCACUGGACCGACACAGGUGCAUCGUGUACCACCUGGAGACGAGGAUGCGUAAGGACGUGUGCUUCGGGGUGAUCGCUCUCACCUGGGUGCUGAGCGCCAUCUUAGCCAGUCCUCUCGCCAUCUUCAGAGAGUACGGAUCCUUCACACUGGAGCCAGGACACACCAUCCAGGUGUGCACGGAGAAGUGGCCCGGUAAGAACACGGAUGGCACGGUGUACAGCAUCUCCAUGUUGAUCCUGCAGUACUUCCUGCCGCUCUCCAUCAUCUCCUUCGCCUACGCUCGCAUCUGGUCGAAGCUCCGUGGCCACGUCGGCCCCGCGGAGGCCGGCGGCAGCAGCAGCGCCACCUCGGAGCGCCACCGCCGCCGCCGCAAGACCACCAAGAUGCUGGUGACCAUGGUGGUGGUGUUUGCCGUCAGCUGGCUGCCCUUCCACGCCUUCCAGCUGGCCACGGACAUCGACAGUGCAGUGCUGGACAUGCGCUACUUCCGCCUGCUCUACACCGUCUUCCACGUGGUCGCCAUGUGCUCCACCUUCGCCAACCCGCUGCUGUACGGCUGGAUGAACCGCAAUUACCGCGCCGCCUUCCUCGCCGUCUUCAAGUGUUGCCGAGCCGGGGAGAAGAGAGGAGGGAGGUUGGAUAGCAUCCACCCCGUCGGGGGAGGAGGCGGACGGGCGAUGAAGAUCGUGAUUGAAACGCAAGACGCCGUGUCCACCCACCUCAACGCCACCGAUGUUUGA